Aureobasidium namibiae CBS 147.97 is the source of this 2301-nucleotide messenger RNA. RefSeq lists its product as uncharacterized. The transcript is spliced from 5 exons. Lineage: Eukaryota; Fungi; Ascomycota; Dothideomycetes; Dothideales; Saccotheciaceae. The annotation marks the transcript as partial. Gene Ontology annotation, molecular function: histone acetyltransferase activity. Gene Ontology annotation, biological process: regulation of DNA-templated transcription. The record is from RefSeq and is a predicted model, not a curated record.
AUGCGCAGCAGCAGUAUCGAUGCAGAGGGCGAGGAAGACGAUCUGGACAUGCCCGAAACCCAGUCGCCUAGCCUUCAGAAUGAUGCUCCCGAAGAUCAGGACGACGAUGAAGAUGAGGAAGACGACGAGGAAGACGAAGAUGCCGACGCGGACCAGGACGACGACGACAGCGAGAUUGUCGGUGCUGUCAAGAGAGCUCCCACGAGGACGAGGACAUUAAGAGCUAGGAAAAGUCGCGACAUGGAGUCUAGCGAAGACGACGACUCUGCAUCCGACGGCGAGAAUGAUUCCGACUCGUCUGACGAGUCGGCCGCUACUCAGGCACCUUGGGAGAAAGAAAGCGACACUGCUCAAGAACAGGACCAGGACGUUGUGACAGACUCGAUAUGCGUGUAUUGCGGACAGGACGAAGAAAAUGAUCCGAGCGACGAAUAUGAAGAAUAUCUCGAAUGCGGUCAUUGCGGGGAUCACGCUCAUAAGCAAUGCGCCAGAAACGCUAAUUCGCUUAGCUCCGAUCAGGACAAAAAUCCUCGAACCUGGAUGUGUCAUGAUUGCGUGGGAAAUGGAUUCGAGCUUCAACAAGAUGUUGACAAGAUGACCAUCAACGAUGGCUCUCAACGUCGAUCAUCUGUGCCCAAGCUAGCUCGCGAUCUCUUGCCUGCUGUUCGUGGAGGUAUCAAACCAAACUCACAUUCAGUCUUCAACAAUCUCAUUCUCGAUGAUGACCCGAUGGAUGGUUCCCGCUCCCUUAGAAAACGCAGGAUAUCUUCCGUCGAGGCGGAUGAAUCAACGCAACGAGCGACGUCACGGAAGAGAAGACGAUCAACGGCAUCUGAAAGCCAGACUAACAUUAAUGUCACUCCGAGGGAUGCAGUGAAGGAGCAGAACACGUCGACGCGAAGCAGUGGCUCGGCGGAAAGUGAGAAGUCUUCCAACACACGCGCAAAUCGACUUCGGAAACAGCCUCAGUCGGGCACAAACGCAAGGAUUGUUUCCGCAGAGACAUACGACGACCAGCCCAAAAGUCUCGUUGUUGCCAUUCCCAUCAGCGCUGCCGCCCUCGAGAACAUUGAGCGCAACGCACAGAGAAAGGCUCGAAGGCGCGAACGCGACAGAGCGCGUCGAGCACUGAUGGGUGGCCGAAAAAAGAAGUCUGGCGCGCAAGGCGAUGUUUCUGAAGUAGUCGAAACGACUUCCUCACACUAUCCUGCUGUCGCUACAACGCUAUACGACAAUCCUUACUACCCCUUCCCGGACCGCGAACUGGACACUGUGCAGGGCAAACCCUUUGGUGGUAUCCUCACUGAUGCUGAGGCUGACACAACCAAGACAUUCCCUCAACAGGCCGACCGCGAUCUUUUCGAAGAGUCACGCCGGCAGGCCGACGAGGCUAGAAAGGCCGAGCAAGAAGCUAAUCCAAUCGAAUUGCCAUCCAGAUCAAAACAAUCUGGACUACCAACCAAGAUCAAAUACAUUCACUUUGGCGGCUGGGAGAUUGAAACACUGCAUGCUGCGCCCUACCCCGAAGAAUACAAUCGUAAUCCGAUUCUGUGCAUUUGCGAGUUCUGUCUCAAGUACAUGAGCUCGUCUUAUGUUGCGUUCAGGCACAAACUCAAAUGUCCACACAAACAUCCUCCAGGCGACGAAAUCUACCGCGACGAUAUCAUUGAUGCCGACGGCAACAAGAAGAGCAUUUCAUUCUUCGAAGUCGAUGGUCGACGCAGCCCUCUCUAUUGUCAGAAUCUGUGUCUACUGGCCAAGCUGUUCCUCGGGUCGAAGACCCUCUACUACGAUGUUGAGCCUUUCCUCUUCUAUGUCAUGACGGAGAAUGACGAAUUUGGUUGCCACUUCGUCGGUUACUUUUCCAAGGAGAAGCGCGACUGGGCAGGUGCUAAUUCUAUCGACCCGCCUGGCAACAACGUCUCCUGUAUCCUGGUCUUCCCUGUUCAUCAGCGGCACGGAUUCGGUCGGACACUGAUCGAGUUCUCGUAUCUACUGACUCGCGUUGAGGGAAGAACGGGCUCUCCGGAAAAGCCACUGUCGGACUUGGGUCUUGUUUCGUACCGCUCGUACUGGCGUGGUGUCAUGUGCAGAUUACUCCUCGGCUACAAGGAAGCGCCCAGAGGCUCAUAUGACAUCUCCUUCUUGAGCAUGGCUCGCGCUACAGGCAUGACUAUUGACGACGUCGUCUCAUCACUCGAAGCUCUACGCGCCAUCGUCAAGGAUCCCGUCACCAACAAGUAUGCUCUUCGUUGCGACUGGGCGUACAUGGCGGAAUAUUUGGAGAAGCAUGACAAGAAA